AUUUAUUUCAUCAGUAAACAUGCUGAUUCAGUUUAAUAUCUAUUAGCAGAGUUCAGACCCCCUAAGAGGAUGCAGCCCAGAGCAAAACGACAGAAAAGCACUGAAGAAACAAACCAGUCUGAAGAUGACAACCAGACUCUGACACCAGAGUCAGAAAACAACGACUCCCAUGAUGCAUUCUGCUCAGACAAGCCGGAUGAACAUCAGCCUUGUUGUUCCUUGGAAGAGAAAACAAGCCAUAAUGAUAAUGAUGAGCUUGGAAAUGGCACAAAUCCACCUGAGGUCCCUCAUGAGACUGAACAGACUGCGGCGAUCACACUACAAACCCCAGAACUCGACAAAACUGACAAGCACACACUCUCUAGACCUCUGAAUACAGAAGCUAUUGAUCUAGAUCAGCCCAAUGUAGAGCUAGAUGAUGAAGAUCGUGAAAUCACAAGAAAUUCAAAUCAUCAAUCUGAGAAGGUCCCAGAUGACUGUGACUCUGAAUUAACAUCCAAUGAGCAUCAAACCGAGAGAGAGUUGUCACAUGAGGAGUAUACAGACACCGAACCCAAGAUGGAUGAGCAAUUAGGUUCUUCAGUGAUCGUAACGGAGACCUCGUAUGACCAGAUUCAGAUGCCUGAAGAUGCAAGUUCUGCAGAUCCUCUAGUAAAGAGAAAAAUAAGAAAGAGGAUGGGAAUGUGCAGACUUGGAGAUAGGAAGAAGAUGCUCAAGGGACAGCCGACUAGAGGGAAUGUGUUUGAAGGAAGCCAGGAGAACGAGGCGGGGCAAAUCACUAAUGAAGAGUCGGUCAUGACGAGUGACGGUUUGAAAAAGGAUAUCCCGACUUCUGUUGAAGAAGAGGGAGUUACUGAGUCAGAGGUUUCAGUGCCCUCCUUCACAACCUCUUGCGCAUCGGAGGAUAAACCAGUACAGGAGGAACAGGAGCAGCCUGGGAGUGAAGUUCAGAUACUGGCCAAAUGCAUGUCAAGGGAGCCUGUUACUCAUGAAACUGAUAAUGCAAUCCCAUCCCAUGAUGAUGCUGAUGAUCUAAACCCUCUCGAGCAGAAAAAAACUGAAUGCAUGGAGCAAAAUGUGACUGAAAGCAACAUUAGGGAAGAUAGCAACGAGGUCACAACUGAGAUUGGUACUGAAGUGCCUGUGGAUUUAGCUGAUGUUUACAAAGACUCAACUGGUGUUUCAGCUCAAGAAGAGGUUGUGAUAGACGGUUCACUUGAAAUUCCCAAAGAGGCCAAUGAAGCCUCUGCGUCCGCUUCUGAGGUUGCUAACCAAUUUGGAGAAGAACUCGUCGUGGGAGGCGACGAGAUGAAGCAGUGUAGUCCAUGUGAAUGUGACAUGAACGCCUCUACUGGAGACCACAGCAGUGAACAGUGUGUGGAGCUCAUGGAUAUCACAGCCGAUGAGAACAUCAGUGCACCUGUAAACCACGAGACAGAAGAAAAGUGUGAGUCUUCAGACUUUUUUCAGGUCGCCGCCACUGUCACAGCUGAGAACAAGGCAGACUGGGAGAACAACAGCGUGUCGAGUUUGUCUUUACCUGCAGCUCCAUCGGCUGGUGAUAAUGAAGAGGUGCAAUCGUUUACAGAGCAUGUAAGUGUACUGAGUGAUGCUCACGAGCCUCAUCGGAGUCCUGCCGCUGAACCAGAUCCCUCCAGCCCUUCAUCCGUGCACUCGGUGACAGAUUCCCAGCUCAACAACAUCCCUCUGAGUUUGGAGGAUCUCCCCAUCUCUGAAGCCUCCGGUGAUCUGGAAGAUGCCACUGAGCUUGUAUGUGGCCUAAUCAGAGAUAUUGCCUCUCUGAAUCACUUAUUGAUGGACGCACGCAGGCAGAUUGCAUUUGGACAACAAGGAAGAAAACCUUCACUCCACACUCAGAAAAAUAGGCAUCAUAACAGAUUCUGAACAUAUGUUACUGCAUCAUAUGAGGGACAGAAAAAAAAAUGUAGACGAAAGAACAGACACAGAAUAAUUUGCACUGAUGAGUUCAGAUAGCAUCCACUGGUUUACAACUGUUCAGCUACACUUGUUUGAGUAAAAGGCACAUUCAUAGAGUUGCUCUGUUUCAGUGAGCCAAAGUUAACACUUUUCCAAGGAAGUUCAAGCAAAGUAGUAAACCUUGUAAUUCUGUCAAUCACAGGGUGUGACCCCCAAGACUGAAGAGUCGUAACCUUAAAGUUCCAGUCAUAAAUCAGUCCAAAUUCCUGUUCAAAACACAUUCUGCAUUAAUAAAGGGAAUCUUUCUGGUUA
Messenger RNA from Carassius carassius (crucian carp), 2250 nucleotides. RefSeq lists its product as uncharacterized. The record is from RefSeq and is a predicted model, not a curated record. The transcript has 5 exons. Bases 70 to 1905 code for a protein of 611 amino acids. NCBI's taxonomy places the organism in Eukaryota, Metazoa, Chordata, Actinopteri, Cypriniformes, Cyprinidae.